Pichia kudriavzevii is the source of this 1017-nucleotide messenger RNA. RefSeq lists its product as uncharacterized. Lineage: Eukaryota; Fungi; Ascomycota; Pichiomycetes; Pichiales; Pichiaceae. Bases 1 to 1017 code for a protein of 338 amino acids. The record is from RefSeq and is a predicted model, not a curated record. The transcript has a single exon.
AUGAACAACCCGUUAGAGACGGCUAUGGAUAACAUUUUUAUCAGCUCGGCGAACAUAUUGGAUACGCUUACGUACCGGCUUUCCUCGACUGCCACCAGCGUUGCAGUUCCAAAUAAUAAUGACACCUUGAUUGCUCCAUUGGUAGAGCAACUAACGAGAGAUUACAAGGUUUUCAACCAAGUACUGGACGAUUAUGGCUUGGACUUACAAAACUGUAAACAUAUUGUUCAUAGUAUGAAGAUGAAGGCGGAAAAGGAAAGAAUAGUUAAGGAACAACGAGAGAAGGAGAAGCUUGAAGAGCAAGAGAAACUAAAAAAGCUAAAGGAACAAGAAGAAUUUGAAAAGCAAGAGAAACUUAAACUGCAGCAAGAAAAACUAAAUGAACAGAUCAGCGCUAAUCAACCAAAGGAACUUAGAAAUGAGAAAGCCAGUUCUACAAAUAAUGAUGAUUUAAUGAUGGAUUUGGAUUUAGAGAAUUUCAAAUUCGACGCCUCUGAUGGUGACCUUCUAGAUAUGGGUAUGAAUAUAAAUCUGAACUUUGGUGAUGCAUUGAACUUUCCACAGUCAAAUCCUAGUGGUCCGCUUCAACAACAAGUCUCACCCCCACAAAAACAGCAGCUGCAGGAAACGCCGCUUCAACAGAAUCAACAGAAUCAACAGAAUCAAUACCAGCCUCAACAGACUCAACAGACUCAACAAACUCAACAGACUCAACAGACUCAACAGACUCAAUAUCAACCUAAACCUCAGCAACCGCAACAGCAAUCGCCAAAUAUGCCGCAACAAUAUCAACAUCCAUCGCAAAACGCUUCUAAUGAUUAUCUGAACUUUGGAGAAGAUGCAGAACUAGCUGAUUUGAAUCUUGAUUUUUUGCAGAAUGAUAUAAAUAUUGGUGGUUCUAGUUUGAUGCAAAAUAACCAAGGGAACAAUAACAUAGGGAGUGAUGAAAAUGUUGAUGAUGCACAAAUGGAUGAACUAUUUACCCAAUUUGAUGAUAUUGUCAAUAACGGCAUUUAA